AUGGCCGAAGCUGGCGACCGUCGCGCGGUCCUGCGGCAGCAGCUACUCGACGCCGACGUGCGCAUGCGCUACGACUACGCGUGGCGCUCGGGCGAGUUUGGCAACAAGGUUGACCGCCUCACCGGCGCUUGCCUUCGCUUUCUCUACCUCGCAGGCACCUCGUGCGCCGAGCAGCUAUCCGUGCGCUGGCUCGACGCGGUCUCGACGCCGUACCCGACGCUGCAAACGGCCCUCGAAGAUGCUUGUAAGCACGUAGAAAUGCCGUUCUCGUCCGAAGCGACAGAUGCGCCGACCGCCGCCUUUGCCUACCUCGGGCCGCAUGCCAUGGGCCAUGUGGCCGCGACGCUGCCGCUGCCCGACACCAGCAACGUGCUCUAUUUCAUCUUAAUGGGCGACGCAGCUUGCUUGGCGCCGUGCACCGGCGAAGAAGAGCGUUUGCGUGGGCUGAGCGCGUUUGGGCUCGGCCAAGAACUCUGCGAGCACAUGGAGGCCCACGGGUACCACGCGGUGCGGCACCACGUGGUCGAGUACAAGGCGACGGCGUUUACAGAGACGCUCGGCGCCGUCAUGGACUCAUUCUCGGUGCCGCAGUCCAACUUGAUGGUGCACACUGAAAAGUGGGUCGUCUACGCGCCGACGUCGAACACCGUGUUUCACAUGUCGGACGACGCCGACGUCAACGACGAUGCGUUUUGGCGCGCUGCCGCCAAAGGCAAGGUCUGUGACAACUGCCACGAGUCGCCGCCCAAGCUCCUGCGCUGCGUGCGCUGCUUGAACGCAUUUUACUGCUCCAAGACGUGCCAGAAAGAGGCGUGGAAGGCCAUGCACAAGGCCGAGUGCGUCCCGUCGUCGGCGUAG
This is a messenger RNA of Saprolegnia diclina VS20, 858 nucleotides long. RefSeq lists its product as hypothetical. The record is from RefSeq and is a predicted model, not a curated record. The coding region runs from base 1 to 858 and encodes 285 amino acids. Lineage: Eukaryota; Oomycota; Saprolegniomycetes; Saprolegniales; Saprolegniaceae. The transcript has a single exon.